AUGCAGCACCGCGGGACAUCGCUCCUUCUUUUUUGGCUCGUGUGGGGCCACUCGUGUGCGUCCGCGGGAAAAGUCAACAAGCACAAGCCUUGGAUAGAGACAUCGUACCAUGGAGUGAUCACAGAAAACAUGGACACAGUACUGCUGGACCCUCCUUUAGUGGCUCUGGACAAGGACGCCCCGGUCCCAUUCGCAGGGGAGAUUUGUGCCUUCAAGAUCUUCGGCCAGGAUGUCCCAUUUGAGGCAGUGGUUCUUAAUCGGACUUCUGGAGAGGGGGUGCUCCGAGCCAGUGGUCAGGUGGACUGUGAGCUCCAGAAAGAGUACACCUUCAUUAUACAGGCCUAUGACUGCGGGGCGGGGCCAGAUGGGGCAGACUGGAAGAAGUCACACAAAGCGGUGGUGCAUGUUCAAGUUGAUGACGUCAAUGAGUUCAGUCCUACGUUUCGAGAGCAGCAGUACAAAGCAUCUGUGACUGAAGGAAAGAUCUAUGACAGCAUUCUGCAGGUGGAAGCCUGGGACCAGGACUGCUCUCCACAGUACAGUCAGAUCUGCAACUAUGAGAUUGUAACUGCUGGGACACCAUUUGCCAUCGACCGUAAUGGUAACAUCCGAAACACCGAGCGCUUGAGCUACGAUAAACAACAGAGCUACAAAAUCAUGGUGGCGGCGUUUGACUGCGGUCAGAAGAGAGCCGCUGAAGAUGUGGCUGUGCAUAUUGAUGUGAAACCAGUGUGCAAACCUGGAUGGCAAGGUUGGACCAGACGAGUGGACUAUGAGCCAGGGACGGGAAGCAAGCAGCUGUUUCCCAAGAUGCACUUGGAAAUGUGCGGAGGCCCCCUGUCUGGUGUGAAGGCAAUGGUGGAGCUACAGACAAACCACAUUGGAAAAGGCUGUGACCGUGAGACAUACUCCGAGAAGUCUCUGCAAAAACUAUGUGGUGCAGCCUCUGGCAGCACUGACCUUCUCCCCGCCCCCAGCCCCUCUUCUAAUUGGACGGCCUCCCUGCUGACCGACAGUGGGCGGGACAGUGACCUGAUCUACAAGUUUGAUGGGCGCCAGGCUGCUAACAUCCCAGGACACAUCGUACCCCAAAACCUGACCGAUCAGUUCACCAUAGCAACCUGGAUGAAGCACGGGCCCAGUCCUGGACUCAGAGCGGAGAAGGAGACGCUACUGUGUAACUCUGACAAGACAGAGAUGAACCGGCACCAUUAUUCACUGUAUGUCCACAACUGCAGACUGGUUUUCCUGCUUCGAAGGGACUUCUCUCAGGUUGACACUUUCAGACCAGCCGAGUUUCACUGGAAACUAGAGCAGAUAUGUGACAAGGAAUGGCACUACUAUGUAAUCAACGUGGAGUUCCCAGCCGUGACGCUGUUUGUGGAUGGCGUGACCUUUGAACCCUACCUGGUGACAGACGACUGGCCCAUCCACGCUUCAAACAUUGACACACAGCUGACAGUGGGCGCCUGCUGGCAGGGGGGAGAGGUAGCGACCCCACGCUUCACCCAGUAUUUCCAUGGCAGCCUGUCAGGUCUGACAAUCCGACCAGGCCGCAUUGAGACGCAGAAGGUUAUCUCCUGUCUACAGGCCUGCAAAGAGGGCCUGGAUAUCAACUCCCUGGAAAGUCUGGCUAAGGACAUCAAGUUUCACUUUAAUCCUGCUCAGUCGGUGCUGGUGGUGGAAGGAGAGGAUUUGGACAGCAUCAACACAGCCAUGACCAAAGUGUCCUACAUCAACUCAAGACAGUUCCCCACUCCGGGCAUCCGAAAACUGCACAUCACCACCACAGUGCAGUGCUUUGGUGAAGACUCUUGCCUGUCCAUCCCCGACGUGAAGGCCGUCGUCAUGGUGAUGGCUCCCAGUGAACCGCGGAUCACCAUCUCCGGCUCAAACCGCCUCGUGCGACCGGCCAGUGACCUGCGGGCGCCGCUCGGGGUGGCCCUCUUCAAAGAGAUCCACCUCACCAGCACCGUGAUCAGAGGGGACAGCCUGGGCGGGAUGCACAGACCAGGUGUGACCGAGCUCAUGCAUAACCUGGACUACUGCGACGUGCUGCUAAUUGGUGACGAAUUAAACCCCGAAAGAGAGAGUCUAGAGAUACAUCACAGCGCCUUGUUAGGAAAACACCUGGAUGCCACCAACUCCACCUCGGGGAUAUCAAUAUACGGUGUGGAUUCAAUGGCACAUUACGAGCAGGCGCUAAGACAGAUCAAGUACAGAAACUGGAGACCGGCCACUCUGAGUGAGAGGAAGUUCAGAGUCACCUGCUCCGAGCUCAAUGGACGAUACACCAGCAAUGAGUUCAACCUGGAGAUGAGUCUGCUGCACCACUCUGCUGCCCCCGUGGAGCAUGUAAACCACAUGGCUGCCUCGUCCCAGUUUUUGAGACCAGUGCAUCACCCACUGAUGAUCCACUCUCUCAACUCACACAUGACAGGGCCAGCCCCUCCGGCGGCCACAGUGAUUAUAGUGGUUUGUAUCGCCGCCCUGGUGGUGAUUGUGGUCAUUGGCGUGUACAGAAUUCAUGCCACUCAUCAGGAGGGCUCCAGAGAGGACGAGGAUGAGCCCAAAGACUGUGACAUGGACUGGGACAACUCUGGCCUCACCAUCACUGUCAACCCCAUGGAGAACAUCAGUGGAGCUCAGGCAGUUGCUGAAGAGGCGAAGGAAGAGAGUGAGGAAGAGGAGGAGCAGGUGGGGGGGCUGACCUGCACUGACUCAGACAACACUGACGAGGAGGACGAAGAGGAGACAAACCGGGUCACAAAACUGGAGUGGGACAGUUGCUCUGGGACCUACUGAGCACAACCACAACCAUACACAAUCUGUUGCUGGAAAAGAUGCAGAACAUGUACACCUAGAACUUCUGAUGCAAGGUCUCCCUCUGUUGGACAAACUCAGAA
Boleophthalmus pectinirostris (great blue-spotted mudskipper) is the source of this 2906-nucleotide messenger RNA. It is a transcript of the gene clstn2a, whose product is annotated as calsyntenin 2a. The coding region runs from base 1 to 2805 and encodes 934 amino acids. Lineage: Eukaryota; Metazoa; Chordata; Actinopteri; Gobiiformes; Gobiidae. Gene Ontology annotation, molecular function: kinesin binding; amyloid-beta binding; calcium ion binding. Gene Ontology annotation, biological process: positive regulation of synapse assembly; homophilic cell-cell adhesion; positive regulation of synaptic transmission. The transcript has 18 exons. Gene Ontology annotation, cellular component: cell surface; postsynaptic membrane. The record is from RefSeq and is a predicted model, not a curated record.